AUGUCGGUGGCGGUAGUUGGUGUCGGAGGAGUUGGGAGUGUCACGGCAGAGAUGUUAACUAGAUGUGGCAUCGGAAAGCUGAUCCUGUUUGAUUACGAUAAGGUGGAGCUAGCGAACAUGAACCGCUUGUUCUUCCAGCCUCACCAGGCUGGGCUCAGUAAAGUGGAUGCUGCAGCUGCUACUCUCCAGAACAUUAACCCUGAUGUAGCCAUUGAUGCAUACAACUAUAAUAUCACCACCGUUGAUAACUUUCAAAAGUUCUGUGACACUAUAAGAACUGGUAGUCUAACUGGUGGUCCAGUGGACAUAGUUUUGUCGUGUGUUGACAACUUCGAGGCACGUAUGGCAAUCAACACAGCGUGUAACGAACUGAAUCAGAAAUGGUUCGAGUCUGGAGUGAGCGAGAACGCCGUGUCGGGACAUAUACAGUUCAUCGUGCCAGGAGAGACAGCAUGCUUUGCCUGUGCCCCGCCAUUAGUGGUUGCAUCCAAAAUAGACGAGAAGACGUUGAAGAGGGAAGGCGUGUGCGCAGCCAGUCUACCCACCACCAUGGGCAUUGUGGCAGGAUUCUUAGUACAAAACACAUUGAAGUAUUUAUUGGAAUUCGGCACCGUCAGCCAUUACCUGGGAUAUAGUGCAUUAACUGAUUUCUUUCCUACAAUGGGAUUGAAGCCGAACCCGCAGUGCGACGACCGUUUCUGCCGCGCCCGCCAGACGGAGUACAAGGCGCGGCCCGUCGUGGAACUGGCCACGGAGGUCACCGAGGACCUCACGCCCGUACACGCUGACAACGAAUGGGGUAUCAGUCUAGUCGAUGAGAAUAUACCAGAAGAAGAAGACACUUCCAAUCUUAAACUGGUUGACGGAGUUCAGGUGGCGUACAGCGUGCCGGUGGACAGCAGCACGCCCGAGUCCAGCACGGGCGGUGCCGUGGCCGCUUCAGAGCUGUCGCUCGAGGAACUCAUGCAGCAGAUGAAGUCCAUGUAG
Messenger RNA from Arctia plantaginis, 987 nucleotides. NCBI's taxonomy places the organism in Eukaryota, Metazoa, Arthropoda, Insecta, Lepidoptera, Erebidae. The record is from the annotation of a GenBank genome assembly.